This is a messenger RNA of Vitis riparia (riverbank grape), 1056 nucleotides long. RefSeq lists its product as uncharacterized. The transcript has a single exon. NCBI's taxonomy places the organism in Eukaryota, Viridiplantae, Streptophyta, Magnoliopsida, Vitales, Vitaceae. The coding region runs from base 116 to 781 and encodes 221 amino acids. The record is from RefSeq and is a predicted model, not a curated record.
UCUCUGCGCCAACACAGGAAAGAAGCUGGACAACCCAUUCUCCCAUGGAUCCUUGUCUCAUCAUGCUAAUCAACUACUCAAUAUUCUUUCCUUCAAUCCCAUCCAAAUCAAGAUAAUGGAAUUGGAUGGUAAUGACAAGUUCCUACUGGUGGACACCCGUAAGAUCAACUGCAAAAGUAUCCCAUAUCUGAUUUUUUUUUCCCAGAUACAAAUGCCUCUACCGGAUCCAAGGGCUGGAAGCCUAUUCAUAUGGGUAAUCUCUUGCUUUCUGUUUCUCGCCAUUCUCGCCGGAGGCAGCUUCCUUGUCCUGUACAUGAGCCUCCCUCAAACGCAAUCCACUUCAUGGCUUCCUGUUGCAGGGGUGUUGCUUGUUUGCCUUCCAUGGUUGUUUUGGCUGCUAACAAUCUUAUACAGACUCAUUUCCCGGACAUGUGGAUUUAGGAUGGGCGGCAGCUAUGGAGGUAAUGGGGUUCGUGGAGGAGGUGGUAGUGUUACUGGGCCCAGUGGAGGAGGAGGUGUUGGCAGUGUUAAGAAUGCAGCUGCGGACGAGGCAUCUGAGGCUGUGGCUGCCUCCUCUCCUGUGAAUUCUCCCGAACGAAGCGGUGCAAGGCGUGUCCACUUUGGAGCCGCGGUGGUGGUGGGUGAACAAGAUGGCCAAGGUGAACUUGAAAAGAAGAAUGAAAACCAAAUGAGAUCGCUGUCAUCGAGCAAUUCCAGCAAUGAUAUUUCAAUCAAUUCCCAUGAGAGUGAAAUCCCACUGGCAUUAUCCAUGGUAUCUUGACCUGAAAGAAAAUUUUCUUAUCAGAAUCCAAGGACUAAAAACCGCACCAGCAACAGCAUUGCACAGCCAAAUUGGGAAUUGAUCAUUCAUGUCAUCUCAUUAUUUGUCCAAGAAUCAGUGCUACGGAAAUUCAAGAAGACGUAAUCUCUUUCUCUCUAGUUUGUUUUGCAGCACUUGUUACAAUUACUAGGAACACCAAGCCAAGCUCAAUUCAUCAUUGCUUAUUUCUUUGUAGACUUUUGAUGUUUAUAGAAAGAGGUGUAGAAAGUAUUAGA